AUGGCUGAAAUCCCACCUCGAGCAAAAUCCAUCCUCGUCCUCGGCGCCGGCGAACUAGGUACCGCCAUCCUCGACGCCCUCACCUCACACCCUCUCUACAACCCAUCAUCCACCGCAAUCACACUAAUGAUCCGGCCCUCCAGCUCAAGUCACCCGACUCCGGAGAAGCAAGCACAACAAUCCCUCUUCCGCGAACAAGGUAUUCGGCUAGUCGGAGGCGACUUUGAGUCCUCUUCUGAAGCCGAACUCACAGAUCUCUUCCGCCCGUACACAGCCGUCCUGCAUGCCGGGGGCAUGACGAACUCCUCGGGCACGAUGAUGAAAAUCACCCGCGCGGUUCUCGCUGCUGGUGUUUUGUACUAUGUCCCCUGGCAAUACGGCGUGGAUUACGACAUCGUCACGCGCCAGGGCGGGCAGGGUAUGUUCAGCGAACAAAUUGACGUGCGGGACUUGCUUCGUUCACAAACGAAAGCCGACUGGGUUGUGUUAAGCUGUGGCAUCUUUAUGAGUUUUCUGUUCGAGGAGUUUUGGGGUGUCGUCAAGCCCGUAGAGGACAAAAUCCAGGUCACGGCCCUAAACUCUCUCUCUGACAUCCUCACAGUGACUGCAACAAAGGAUAUCGGGCGCUGUAUGGCCGAACUUCUCUAUUGCCGCGAUACUCCGGUGAAUUGUUCAGUGUACGUUGCAGGCGACACUUGGACGUACGCUGAGUUCGCGGAAGCCGUGGCGCGGGGAACCGGCAAAGAAGUUAUCAGGCACGAGUGUCCUGUUGAGUAUCUGAGGGAAGAAAGCCAACGGGAUCCAGGGAAUCAAAUCAAGAGGUAUCGUGUCGUGUUUGCCGAGGGGAGGGGGUUGAGUUGGCCAAAAGAGAACACCUGGAGUGCAGAGAGGGGGAUGCAAAUGGAAGGGGUGGAAGAGUGGGUCAGGAGGAAUUAUAAAUGA
Molecule: messenger RNA, 942 nt
Organism: Rhinocladiella mackenziei CBS 650.93
Lineage: Eukaryota; Fungi; Ascomycota; Eurotiomycetes; Chaetothyriales; Herpotrichiellaceae
Exons: 1
Coding region: 1-942 (313 amino acids)
Molecular function (GO): oxidoreductase activity
Source: RefSeq, a predicted model, not a curated record